AAAAAAAAAAAAAAAAAAAGAAGCUAAGUCCAAGAAAAUAAAUUAGCCUGCAGAAUAGAAGAAAACGCUCAAACGCCUUUCAUUUGAAAUCCCUGUUCCUUUCACAUAACGAGGUUGCAGGCCUGUGCUUUUUGUAGUUUUAUUUCUCCUCUAUCUUCUAAACCCUGAAGAAAGAUGCAAAAGUUAAAACCUCCAUUUUUCAAGCUUAAAUCACUACCUGUAACUAGAAAAUGUUACAAGAAAGCUGACAAAGAUGGCUAUUAGUAGCCCCCCACUCCAGCUCUCUCAAAAUCUCUAUGAAUCUCUCCUUUUUAAUUCCAUAUCAGUUGCUACAUAUUUGGUAUUAUAUUGGACUCUUAAUAUUUUCUCUCUUUCUGAAUCUUACUAUUUCUGUUCGUAUCAACAAUUUUGAUGAGUAUUUUCGAACCAUAAGGAGACUUGUUACUAUUUCUGUCACAAAACUCCAAACUCCCACUUCUGAACUGUCACUCUUUCUAACUAAAACCCCAUCCCCAUCAGUCUCAGUACAUAGCCUGCACAAUCAAACAAAACAAGUACAUUUUCAAACCAAAAGGGAAGUUGGUGAAAAUUUUAUAUUCAACGCUCUCUUCAUCUAUUCUCCUAAACCUGUUUUCCUACCAAUAGGGAAAUGGGUCGAUGGUUGUUAAAUUUGUGCCAAUCAGUUCAAUGCUUUUUCAAACCCUUUCUUCCAUUGGACUUUAGUCUAUAAACAAAGAAUGCUUUCUGUAGAACGUGUGUUCAGGCUCUAAAGGUCUUGCUUUUCUUCGAGUUAAACACACUACCCAGAAACCAAAAACCAAGUUUACUGUCUCUAUAUCUAUAUAUCAAUUCAAGGAAGAAAAGAGCUGACGUUGGUAUUGCAUGGAUAAAGCAUCGACAAUAACAACAUUGACAGCGAGGAGGUCGAAAUGGCAAUACCCACCACCGCCACCAACGCCAAGAAUCUUGCAUUUGCCUCGCAGGCCUCGCAGGAAACAACCUGCAAAGCCUAGUGCUACCAAGUCCUGUUCAAAAAGAGACAGGAAAGAUAAGCUGGAGACUUUGUUUGAUCAAGAGAGAGUUUUUACAAGAGUGGUUAUGCCCGUUUUAACGGUGAGCGGUGGAGGGGAUGAUCAGUGUGAGGAGGAGAGGAGGGAGAGAGUGGAGGAAAGAGAGAGCGUGGUGAUGGAGGAGGAAAAGUGGAAGUUUCAAGCUGAGAUGUUGAGGGCAGAGUGUAAUUUGCUAAGAAUGGAGAGAGAUAUUGCUGUGAAGAAGAUGGAGAGGAGAAGGGUCCAGGUGGAAAGGGCUUUGAGAUCUGCUGUUCAAACUCUGCUUUCUGGGAGAGAAAGGAUGUGCAGUGGACAGAAUGCAAACAUGGUUUUGGAGGAAGAGAUCAUAGAAUUGGCCGAUAAACUAGAGAAGUUGCAGAGAAGAUCAAGAAAUAGGGAAGUAGAUGUCCAAAAAUGUUGCAAUUUUGAUAAACAAGCAUCUCUUCUUCAAAGGAGGCUACAGAAGUUUGCUGGAGAAUCAGAUGAGAUAUGUGUAAAAGAGAUUCAAGAGAUGGCAGAAGCAAGCUUGUCCUCCAAUACUACUAGCGGCAACAAAGAAAAUUUUGUUUCAAAUAGCAGCAGCAAUAUGGAGGCUCUGAGAAGGAAAGUGGAGGGACUGUCAAGGGGUAGUCCGUUAGAGAGUAUGGAAGUUGAAUACAGGACGAUGCUCUCCACAGCUAACAGCUCUGCUUCUGGUUCCAGUUAUGCUGCCACUUCCAAGCGAAUCGAACUCUCGGAGAUCUCUUCAUCCUCAAUGAGACAAACAUACAAGCUUGUGCAGGAGAGAGCAUGUUCAGGAUGCUGCAAGGCAAUCGUGCAGAGGGUUGUGGAGCAAGUUCGGGCUGAGACAGAGCAAUGGUCCCAAAUGCAAGAGAUGCUGGGGCAAGUCAGGGAUGAGAUGGAGGAAUUGCAGGCUUCUAGAGAUUUUUGGGAAGAUCGAGCACUUGAUUCUGAUCAGCAAAUUCAAUUACUCCACUCUGCUGUGAAAGAAAGGAGACAGAGAGCUCUCUCCUCAGAUGCCAAGGCAAAUGAGCUACAAGCUCAGGUAUCAACGCUUCGAGCCGAGCUUGAAAAGUUGAGGAAGGAAAAAACUAGAGAAACAAAUAGAAACAAGAACCCAGCAGCGAAUUCACAUGAAUCACCAAAUGAGAUGGAGAAAAGGGUACUGGUUUGUCGAUUGAAGGAAAAUCGCCAAGCAAAUGAUGAUUGCUGCAAGCAGCAGGAGUCAUUGGACAAUGGAAGAAAAAAGACAAAUACUCGUGGAAGUGGACUUAAUGCUUUGAAACGCUCCCCAUUUAGAGAGAUUGGGAAUUCAUCAUCAUUGGCAACGCAAAAUAGCAAGGGAGUGCUUCCUUUGCCCUGCCCCCUGGCUUCCAAUGUGCAGAGAGAUUCUUAAUGUCCUGAAUCCUGUCUUUUCAAGUUCUUAGUGACUUGUGACCAUUGCAUUUAAGUUCUGACUACUAUCUUAACAUACAUGAAGUUUGAUAAUGUGGGGAUUAGGAC
Molecule: messenger RNA, 2552 nt
Organism: Manihot esculenta (cassava)
Lineage: Eukaryota; Viridiplantae; Streptophyta; Magnoliopsida; Malpighiales; Euphorbiaceae
Product: myosin-10
Exons: 5
Coding region: 883-2445 (520 amino acids)
Source: RefSeq, a predicted model, not a curated record